This is a messenger RNA of Choloepus didactylus (southern two-toed sloth), 1104 nucleotides long. It is a transcript of the gene CXCL10, whose product is annotated as C-X-C motif chemokine ligand 10. Gene Ontology annotation, biological process: antimicrobial humoral immune response mediated by antimicrobial peptide; cellular response to lipopolysaccharide; neutrophil chemotaxis. Gene Ontology annotation, molecular function: chemokine activity; CXCR chemokine receptor binding. The record is from RefSeq and is a predicted model, not a curated record. The transcript is spliced from 4 exons. NCBI's taxonomy places the organism in Eukaryota, Metazoa, Chordata, Mammalia, Pilosa, Megalonychidae. The coding region runs from base 62 to 376 and encodes 104 amino acids. Gene Ontology annotation, cellular component: extracellular region.
ACUACUCCACUGCUCACACGCGGUCUGAGCCUACAAUAGACGAAACUUCAGUCUCAGCACCAUGGACCAAAGUGCUGUUCUUAUUUUCUGCCUUGUCUUUCUGACUCUGAGUGGGACUCAAGGAAUACCUCUCACUAGAACUACACGCUGUACUUGCAUCAAGAUUAAUGACCAACCUGUUAAUCCAAGGUUUUUAGAAAAAAUUGAAAUGAUUCCUGCAAGUCUAUCUUGUCCACGUGUUGAGAUCAUUGCCACAAUGAAAAAAAAUGGGGAGAAGAGAUGUUUGAAUCCAGAGUCUAAGAUCAUCAAGAAAAUACUGAAAGCUAUUAGCAAGGAAAGGUCUAAAAGAUCUCCUCAGAACCAAAGAGAAGCAUAAUCACUGCACUGCUGACAAGGAUGGAUCAGAGAGAGGCUGCCUCUGUUAUCACUUCCCUACAUAGGGUGUAUGUCAAGCCCUAAUUGUCCCUGGUUUGCAGUUCUCCUAAAAGGUGAUCAACCAUAGUCACCAAAUUAGCUGCUACCACUGCUGCAGGACGUGAAUGGUUCAUCAUCCUGAGAUAUUCCAGUAAUAACUCUGCCUGGCACUAUUACCAUAAGCUACGCUGGUGUGCUACAUUCUUAGUGAAUAUGCCAAGUCCUAACCCUGCUACUGACACUUCUCUCACUUUCUUAUCUUCUAGAGGUAUUAAAGGCUCUUUCUACCUCUGGGCUUAUCAGAGUUCUUCAAGUCUCAAAUAAUGAAAAUGUAUGCAAACAAAGUGACAAUACAACUUCUUAACUACAUGGACAUUUUCUACCGUUUUCCCAAACGGCCCAAAUUCUUUCAUUAGCUGUAUAUACAUAACUCCAAAUACAUACAGGAAGCUAAAAAAUGUCUAGAAAUGUAUGUAUAAAUGUUAUUUAAUGAAAGACUGUACAAAGUAGAAUUUUAGAUGUAUACAGUUCUUCUAUUUUUUCAGUGUUGUGUGGAAUUUGUAUAAUUAAGUACUACACAUGAAUGAAUAAUACAAGAAAUAUGUGCUGGAUAGAUUUCAAAAUAAAAAUGAUGUAUUCUCCUGAGAAUAUUAAAAAAGAUUAUCUGAUUGUCAAGAAACCAAAAAUGUA